Messenger RNA from Lytechinus variegatus (green sea urchin), 857 nucleotides. RefSeq lists its product as uncharacterized. The transcript is spliced from 5 exons. The record is from RefSeq and is a predicted model, not a curated record. NCBI's taxonomy places the organism in Eukaryota, Metazoa, Echinodermata, Echinoidea, Temnopleuroida, Toxopneustidae. The coding region runs from base 49 to 693 and encodes 214 amino acids.
CGAGACGUCUAUGAAGAGGUAUGUCCAAUAAGCCAGCCCCAGCCACUAAUGUCAAAUGAAGACCGAGGGCUUACAAGAAAGCAGGCUUUGCUGCCUCCAAAAAAGAAAAGUUACGGGCCGCCUAAAGCUGCACCCUCGGAGCCUCAUCCAAACCAACAAAUCAAGGGCGUCGAUCAAAGAUCUGUACCUUUCACCAAUGGAGGUAAAGGAAAUCGCCCCAAACCACCCCCGAAAGAGCGCAAACCCAAGCAAGUGGUUAAGGUAUCGCCACUACCGCAAACUGACGAUGAUUUAUACGACGAGGUGUAUACCCUUGAUAAUAAUGGGCGAGAGCUUGAAGCCAAAUGUGACGCUGAAAAAGACAGAUGCAGACCGAUCUAUGAGAAGGACGGAUCAGUAUCAUCAGUUGAAAUGAGGGUAAGCGUGCAGAUUCCUAAAGAGGAGUACAGGCUUGGAGACAUCUCCCUUGGUGAUAACGAUGGAAAUAUCAUAGUUGAGACUACCAGGCUGCCGAGGUAUUUGAAGGCUGGUGAUCAAUUGUUGCAGAUAAGUAACAUCGACGUUACGAACACGGGGAAGGACUUUGCUCAUUGUUGCCUCAAUCGUGUGAAUUCAGAAAAGGUUUGUAACAAAAGGAGUAGUAAAGCAAACACUGAAAUGACAUUCGAACGAUGUGUUUCAUUAGCGAGUUAAUAUGUCGGUAAUGCCCGUCAAAUGACAAUGAACAGCUCGGAGGUCCUUGAACACCUGGGAGGUCCUUGUCGAAAAUAUUUUUGAUGAACAGGAAAAAACAGUUUCGUUCUAAGUUUCGGAGCUGACGAACGAUUGCAAAUAUUUCGUUUGUAACUGCUGUUUUG